GGCACAAGUGUUCCUCUUGUGGUAAAGAGCCAGUGCGUUCCUUGUAGCCGUCGGCCCACAUGAGCGCAGAAUGAGGAUAAUAGUUUGGCUCAGAGACACGAUGUCGUCCUUUCAUGUGCGAUAUGUCGUUGCUUCGAGGCUGGAAAUGUUGUUCUCAUCAACCGAUACAUUUGUUUCGAUCGUGUUGUCGCCACUUUACGAGAUGAAAAAAAAAUAAACAGACCUUCACUCACAUUCACUUCGAAGUGGAAAGUGGGUGGCAAAUGAAUUGUUAAUUGGCGACCUACUUGCUGUUCUUUGACAAACCCUCUGACAUGCUCAACUAAUUUGUAUAGCGCAACGUGUGUUUUGACUUGGAAAAGUUUGGGCAUAUUCUCGUGAGGCGAUUAUGCGGGAUUUGGGGGAGCGGCGAGAUGAGUGCCGUGAAAAGUUACCGCGACAACUUGCUUUAUUUAAUCCGAGAAUUAUGUCUUCAGACUUGGUGAAGCAGCUACAGUAUUUGUCCGAUGUUGUUUUUGAGCACCAUGUUCCAAAUGACGAUAAACAUUCGUGUGUUUGAUCAUGAGCUCAACGUACGACUUGCUCUUGUUUUCUUUUAUGACAUUUUCGCGGGCCACAUAAAAUGAUCUGGCGGGCCAGAUCUGGACCCCGGGCCUUGACCUUUGACACCUGUGAUUUAGGAUAAUCUUUUAGAGGCAUACGAUCAUCGGGCCAUUGCUAAACGUUGAUCGGAAGGGGGCAUGUGCAACUUCGGCUUCUAGGUUUGCGUGGACCCUGUUUCAGUCUGUGCACGUUGUGUAGUGCACUUCAGAAAUGCUUUUUACAUUUUUUUUAAUGUCCUACAUCUUGGUUAAGGAAGUGCAUGAUCCUACGUACGCCCCCCCCCUCCCAACCGCACUGCUAUAGGCCUUCCCACGAUGCACUUUCAGUAUCACAUUCACCUUAGGAUUCCCUCCCAACUCCGCUAACACACACCUCCAUGGAAACGCAUCAGUGCACCCACAGAUUAAUAUUGAGGUCAGACUGAGAGAUGGAGUCAUAGUCCCCCCCCCCCCCCCCAUACACUCAAUAACAUCAUGGCACGCCCUCUGGCUACCUCACAGUGAUCUGAUCGCUCAUGUGAAAGCGCCCCCAUCUGCCUAGAAAAUAAAUCUUAAAAAAAAAAAAAAGAGGCGGCAAUGAAGGUUAGGUUGAGGGAAAAGGCAGUGAGGAUGCCAGAUAAAGAGUAGAGGGAAGAAGAAAAAUGGAGGACAGAGGGGGCAGGGAGUGGAGGGGGGGGGCGUAUCUGUGUCGCGUUGCCCUGAGAUACAGGAUGUCGUAAUAAGGCAAUCGGGGAGAGAGGGCGAGCGAGAGAGAGAGAUGGGGGAGGGACAAGGUCCGAGGUGGAGGAAGGGGAGGGGAGAAGAGAGAGUGAGCCAGAAGGAGAAAAAAAAUGCAUUUACUUCCCUGUUGCUGUCACAAGACGACACCCCUCCACACGCGCGCGCAGUGGAAUGUUCCGCCGGGCUCUGGGCUCUGUUGUUGUGCAGAGCGGCAGAAGGCCCGACACUGGCAGUGGGAUCAGCAACGCGGCCACGCAGGCAGGCAGCGAGUCCUGGACCGCCGUCUUCUUGAGAGGGAUCUCUUUUUCCAUCAGCCUGCAGGAACAGGGGUUUGAGGGUAGGGGGCGGGGGUGGGGAGGAGAAGGUGUGGAGAAAGAGCAGGAACGAGGCAAGGUGAAGCCGGACAAGGAAGGAAGAAAGGCCUGAGACGCAGCAGAAAGCCUCGCCGAGUGUCCCUCCUCCCCCGCCGCCCCCUCCGCCUCCCCCUGAGCCGGCGGGGCCCCCGGAGCCGGAGGAGGAGAUCCUGGGCUCCGACAAUGAGGAGCAGGAGGACCCGGCAGAUUACUGCAAAGGAGGCUACCAUCCGGUCAAGAUCGGAGAUUUGUUCAACGGGAGGUACCAUGUGAUAAGGAAGUUGGGGUGGGGACAUUUCUCCACCGUUUGGCUGUGCUGGGACAUCCAAGUGAAGAACUUUGUGGCCAUGAAGGUAGUGAAGAGCGCUCAGCAUUACACCGAGACGGCCUUGGAUGAGAUCAAACUGCUGCGAUGUGUGAGGGAGAGCGACCCCGCCGACCCCAACAAAGACAUGGUGGUCCAGCUGAUAGAUGACUUCAAGAUCUCCGGCGUCAAUGGCAUUCAUGUGUGCAUGGUGUUCGAGGUGCUGGGUCACCACCUGCUCAAGUGGAUCAUCAAGUCCAACUACCAAGGCCUGCCGCUGCCGUGCGUCAAGAGCAUCAUCAAACAGGUCUUGCAAGGGCUGGACUACUUGCACACCAAAUGUAAAAUCAUUCACACCGACAUCAAGCCCGAGAACAUCCUGAUGUGCGUGGACGACACGUUUGUGAGGCGCAUGGCCAUGGAGGCCACCGAGUGGCAGAAAGCCGGAGCCCCGCCCCCUUCCGGGUCGGCAGUUAGCACAGCCCCGCAGCUCAAACCGGUGAGUACGACUGAUGCGGGCAAAAUCUCCAAGAACAAAAAGAAGAAACUGAAGAAGAAGCAGAAGCGUCAGGCCGAGCUGCUGGAGAAGAGGAUGCUGGAGAUCGAAGCCCUGGAGAGGGAAGCCGAGAAGAAGGAGGAGCGAGCCAACGAUGAGGGCGACGAGGACGAGGAAGAGGAAGAGGAGGAAGGGCCCAACGAAGAGGACGCGUCGGAGCGGCCGCCGCCGGAGCGGACGUCCACGCCGACCUCGGCGCCUCAACCGACACCGCCGGGCCCCGGCAUGGCCCUCGGAGAGAGCGAUGACGAUGACGAUGAGGAUGAGGACGGGGAAGAGGAGGAGGAGGAAGGUGGGGAGAGGCCCACCAGGUUGACCAAUCACACAUGCGCAGCGCACAACGAGGAGCCUGGAGGGGAGGAGAAGGAGAAGGAGGAGGAGAAGGAGAAGGAGGAGGAGAAGCAGAAGGAGGAGAAAGCCCUCCGCAUCAUCGAUGACGACUUUGACAAAGACGCAGAGGAAGAGGAUCUUACACCCGUGGCUGAGAAAGACGCCCCCAUCCCUCCCGGUAACGGAGAUUUGACACAGACAGAGGAGCAGGAGCAGGAGGAGGAGGAGGAGAAGGAGAAACAGGAUGCACCAAAAGGCCUGAUGCUGGAGAAGGAGGUAGAGAGAGUCACUGAGGAGGAGAAAGAAAAUGAGCUUGAGGCAAAGGAGGCAGAGGAGAGAGAAGAAGCCAAGGAAGAGGAGGAAGAUGAUGAGGAAGCGGAGGAGGACGACGACGACACCACCGCCGACCUCCUCACAGACAACAGCUCCCCCGUCAAGACGCACGCCAAUCAAACCGACGUGUCCAAAACCAACGGCCAUGUCUUGCUGAUCUCGGAGGGGCCCGAGACGCAGCUGCCCACCACGCCCGAGCCUCUCCUCUGCCCCUUGGUAGAGUCUGAGCUCAGCUACACCGACAGGGAUCUCUCGCUCAGCUCCGGCUACGAGAUGUUCAACGGUGAGGCCGGCGAGCCGGGACUCAUCAACGGUGAGGCCGAGCGCUUGAGGGCCGCCGUGGCGCUGUUUCCCGACUUGCCUCUGGACCCGGACCCGGGAAGUCCCGUGUGCGGGGGCACGGGCGACACCGGUGCGGGGAAGUCCCCCGACAGCCCCGCGCUGGACCGCAGCCGCACCGUAUCGUCAUCCAGCACGGGGGAAACGCCCAAAGCCCGAGCCCGAGCUGCAGACCUCCUGAUCAACCCACUUGACCCCCGCAAUGCUGAAUCUAUCCGAGUGAAAAUAGCUGACCUUGGAAAUGCCUGCUGGGUGCACAAGCACUUUACUGAGGACAUCCAGACCCGACAGUACCGCUCCAUCGAAGUGCUGAUAGGAGCUGGUUACAGCACCCCUGCCGACAUCUGGAGCACCGCCUGCAUGGCCUUUGAACUGGCCACGGGGGACUACCUGUUUGAGCCCCAUUCGGGCGAGGACUACUCGAGGGAUGAGGACCACAUAGCCCACAUCAUAGAGCUACUGGGCUGUAUCCCAAGGCACUUUGCGCUCUCUGGAAAAUAUUCCCGCGAGUUCUUCAACAGAAGAGGCGAACUUCGGCACAUCACCAAGCUGAAGCCAUGGUCUCUUUUUGACGUACUGGUGGAGAAGUACGGCUGGGCUCACGAAGACGCCGCCCACUUCACCCAAUUCCUGCUGCCUAUGCUGGAGAUGGUGCCAGAGAAGCGGGCGUCUGCGGGCGAAUGCCUCAACCACGCGUGGCUCAACUCGUAGCCACUCACACGUGAAACCCCCCCGCCUCCCCAUCCAUCCCGCCUCCCCAUCCUUACCCCCCUUGAUGGUACUAAAGCAACUGAUUUGUGAAACACACCCCGGCGAGGCCCCUCCAUGAUGUCCUUAACGAACGGAAUGUAAAGACAAGUGUGUGGAUAGAAAAAAAAAACCUAAACUUGGUGGCUGUCUUCCGAAGUGAGUGCGCAUCGAAUCGGACCCAAUUUUGGACAAAUAGCUGCUGCUCCUGCCAUGACCUUUGAACCCUUCAGUCAAAACGGGGACCUUCACAGGACGCUCUCGGUGGCUCCCCACAUAGUUCAAAAAUUCCUCCGAGGGCAGCAUAGUCGCCAGUCCUCCAGGGGGCGCCACUGCAAAAGGCGUGAGGAAUGACUGGGGAAAAAAACCUGCAUGGUUAAUGGAUGCAACGAACUGCGGUAUGAUUUUCAUUGACUAUUCCCAAGUUGGAUGACAAGGAAGGCAGGGAAGAGUCAAGUGUUGCUGUGACAUCCCCCCCCCCCCCCCCCCAACUCCCUCUUUACCCCCCCAAUGAUAAAGUGAACGUUCGCGGUGGAGGUUGCACUUCUCGUCCUUCAGGAAUUUGAACAUUUUGUACAUAGAAAAAUGAGACACAGGAACACACACACACGUACGCGCACACAUUCCAGACAUAAAAAGUGGCUGCCUAUGGACCCCCCCCCCGUCCUUUCUUGCAAUGACACACAUACACACGAAUCUCCCCCUCAAUCAUUUAUCACAACCCGUCCAAUUGCCUAUUUUUUGCAAUGAACAAAAUAUAAGUAAACGGCGAGAUAUUUUUCAAAAAAAAUAUUUAAUUCAUUAAAAGGACAAAAAAAAAAAGCUUCUCUCUGGUUGUCGUAACCGUGGCAGAAUCUUAUUCUGAGGUGAUUGUGUUUGUCUAUUAGAGAUUUUUUGCUGUUAAUGAAUAGAAUUAUCAUUAGAUUUGUUUUACACCUCUACUCUCCCUCAUUAGCUGAUCAGCGCUGCUCUAUCUGGGCUUUUUAUGGUGGUUUGACACACACACACAAUCAAGCUUUCGCAAUAAAAGUAUGUGACUUUUUUUAAUUGCCCCACAACCUCCUUAUUUCCUUCACGUUCUUUCUCAGCCAUGCUGACUGUUCUUCCUGAUGACAAAAGUGCGUCUGUUGUCUGUUUUUCAUGGAAAGAUUUAAUAAAAUGCUAAAUGACUGGA
Hippocampus zosterae (dwarf seahorse) is the source of this 5458-nucleotide messenger RNA. Its product is annotated as SRSF protein kinase 2-like. NCBI's taxonomy places the organism in Eukaryota, Metazoa, Chordata, Actinopteri, Syngnathiformes, Syngnathidae. Gene Ontology annotation, biological process: protein phosphorylation; regulation of mRNA processing; spliceosomal complex assembly. Gene Ontology annotation, molecular function: ATP binding; protein kinase activity. The record is from RefSeq and is a predicted model, not a curated record. Bases 2023 to 4248 code for a protein of 741 amino acids. The transcript has 15 exons.